UCACAUGCUUUUUAUGAAGAGUUGAUCACAAUGUAACGGCAUGGGAGAUGUGGUCCCUAGCCUUGAAGACAUUUAAUCUGGUGCCAAUACAAGGGAGUGAGUGAGAAUUCAAAAUACCUCAUGAUUCAGGCACCUUUAGAAGAAACAUUAUUGAAGAUCACUAAAGAAAACUACAGCAACAUUUUUUAAAAGAAUUACACAUGGCCAACAAACAAAACCUACUCGGUGUCACCAAUAUCAGCAUCAAGGAAAUGCAAAUCACAACCACAAUGAGAGAAACUGAACCCAUGUCCUGAAGACAGAACCUGAACUACAAAUCCCAGGAUUCAUUAUCAAGCACGGGACUUGCUUCUGCACAAAGGUCUCAAGUCCAUCAUUCCUGCCGGGAACUGGAGGACGCCGUCCAUUCUUUGCUGUAAAGUCACGUGAUGGGGCGGCUGGACGGAAAAAUCAUCAUCCUGACAGCUGCAGCGCAAGGGAUCGGCCUGGCAGCUGCCCUGGCUUUUGCAAGAGAAGGUGCCAAAGUCAUAGCCACAGAUAUUAAUGAGUCCAAACUCCAGGAACUGGAAAAGUACCCAGGUAUUCAAACUCGUGUUCUGGAUGUCACAAAGAAGAAACAAAUUGAUCAGUUUGCCAAUGAAAUUGAGAGAAUUGAUGUUCUCUUUAAUGUUGCUGGUUUUGUCCAUCAUGGAACUAUCUUGGACUGUGAGGAGACAGACUGGGACUUCUCAAUGAAUCUCAACGUUCGCAGCAUGUACCUGAUGAUCAAGGCGUUCCUCCCCAAAAUGCUUGCUCAGAAGUCUGGCAACAUUAUCAACAUGUCCUCGGUGGCUUCCAGCAUCAAAGGAGUUGUGAACAGGUGUGUGUACAGCACAACCAAGGCAGCAGUGAUUGGUCUCACCAAGGCUGUGGCUGCAGACUUCAUCCAGCAAGGAAUCAGGUGCAACUGUGUGUGCCCAGGAACGGUUGAUACGCCAUCACUGCAAGAAAGAAUUCAAGCCAGAGAGAACCCUGAAGAGGCUCUGCAUGAUUUCCUGAAGAGGCAAAAGACGGGAAGAUUUGCAACUGCAGAAGAAAUAGCCCUGCUCUGCGUCUAUUUGGCUUCUGAUGAAUCUGCCUAUGUCACAGGUAACCCUGUCGUCAUCGAUGGAGGUUGGAGCCUGUGACUUCAGAGCUCCCUGCGGGGGAGGCAGGAGCUUCUUACACACAGUGAGCUCGGCUAUGAAGAACACACACAGAUCAGCUCUCUCCUGUUAACGACAUGAGAAUCAAAAUAAGCCCUUUUUAAUAUUUUUUUCUAACAGUCUGAUGCUUUCAAUAUAUUAAUCUCUUUCUAAUCCUUUCUGAAAUCAAUGUAAAUUGAGAAAGUAAAAAAAUAUUGAGCACAU
Ochotona princeps (American pika) is the source of this 1388-nucleotide messenger RNA. It is a transcript of the gene BDH2, whose product is annotated as 3-hydroxybutyrate dehydrogenase 2. Lineage: Eukaryota; Metazoa; Chordata; Mammalia; Lagomorpha; Ochotonidae. Gene Ontology annotation, cellular component: cytoplasm. The record is from RefSeq and is a predicted model, not a curated record. Gene Ontology annotation, molecular function: 3-hydroxybutyrate dehydrogenase activity. The coding region runs from base 429 to 1166 and encodes 245 amino acids. The transcript is spliced from 11 exons. Gene Ontology annotation, biological process: siderophore biosynthetic process.